CCUCAGCUAAAAGAAGAAAGACGCCACGGGGGAGAGGGACCGACACAAUCUUGCGAUUGACCAACCCAGCACACGCUCAUCACUGCGACAAGGCUCCGCCCUCACCGCCCAUUUUACACGAUCAGACCAGACAAGGGCGCGGCAAGGCGAGUGCGCGGAUACGCAGACCCCCGCAUAUACGGCCGAGAUCCCGCUGCGACGACGACGACGGCAGCAGCAGCAGCAGCAACGACGACAGCGACGACAAGGCAGACCAGCUAAAGAAGACCAAUCCAUUGAGGUGGUCCGAUGCAACUUGGCUGGCCUAAAGGAGCCCAUCAGCUCCUCCUCGAUUCCUUUUCGCCCUCAUCUGCUUCGAGGUGAAGACGAGGCAAGAACAAGACAACAAGACACGAGAAAAGAAACAAGGCGAUUGAAGAGGGUCUGAUCGGAAGCCACGAUGCCGUACUCGAUGGCCUCCAAGAUUGGCCUGCACUUUGUGCGCUUCGCCCAGUACUCGGCCACGACAGCCGGCGCCGCGGCGGCGCCCGGCGGCCUCCGAGGCGCAUUCAACAAUGCUGCCUCGUCAGCUUCGGGCUCGUCGUCGUCUGGCGCCUCGUCGUGGGCACAGGGCCUCAGCUCAGGGGGCGCAGGUCCCGGUCUGGGGGGUGCAAAGUUCCAUGCGGGCCGCGGCGCACACUCUUCGUUCCAGCACUCGGGAAGAGCGCUAGCCAAUGCCAAUGCUACCUCGGCGACCGACGGCAGCAACACGUUCAACGAUGACGACGACGAGCGCGUCGCCGCGGCCGGCUCGCCACUGCGGCCGGGGCUGAGGCCCAGGCGUGCGACCAGGCCCGGGUCCGUGUCUGCCAUGGCCAGGUUCCGCGCCAGAGAGGGCCUCAAUGCAGCGCGGAAUAGCCCCAUGAUGCUCCUCUCGGCCACCUUUGAUGGCGUGGCCCAGUCGAAGCGCACCAUCACCACAUCGGGUCCCCCGGCACAGGCAUCCAAGGCCGCGUCGAUGAGGGGUCAGAUGCUCAUCCUGCCGAGCAGGCUCGACACAGUCAUCGAGGACGACGCUGAAGGAUCCGCAUUGUCGACAUCACCGACUCGGCCGACGCCGCCGAGGAGGCGUCUGACAACAUCGGCCAUCAACGAUGGCGAGGCACCGACUGGCCGCGCACCCUCGAUCCAGGAGCUCGAAUCUAGCAUGCCCCUGCCCUCUAGUGCCAAGGAAGGGAAACCGUCAACGUCGACGACAAAAACGUCGACGACGACACCGCCAAUGUAUGCUGAGCUCAUGGGUCUGCAUGGCGGCCGGUUUGGCCCGUUGCACAAGGCCAUCGAGCAGUUCCGCAGGCUGCCCAAGUCGCAGCUCUCCACGCCCUCGUUCAAUGCCGCCCUCGAGGGCCUCAUCGAGCUGCGCAACCGCUCACCGCCGGGCGAAUCGCGCGACGGCCUCACGCAGGAUGUCAUUGACACGUAUGUCCAGAUGAUCGACUGCGACUGCGCCCCCGACGCCCGCUCCUACUCUGUCGUCGUCCAGGCACUGUGCCACCGCGACGAGCAGGGUGUCGCCGACAGCUUCGACCAGGCCUUGGGCCUCGCCGACCUGGCCCACUCAUCGUCUGCAUCAGGUUUUCCCACCGUGGAGCCGUACAACUCGCUGAUCCGGGGCUGUAUGCUGCGUGGCGAUGCGACAAAGGCGUCAGAGAUCAUUGGCAUGCUCGCAAAGAACCCAGCCGCCAAGGCCGAUGACAAGACCAUCCAGCAGCUCAUCUUGUCGCACGCAAAGGACGAGAGCAUGGACCAGCAAGACAGGCUGGCGGCGUGCAACGACAUCUUUGACAAGUGCGCAAAGGUCGCGCCCGUCGACAGCGUCUGGAUCUGGAACGCCCUGCUCAAAGCCCGCUUCCAGCUUGGCGACCAGGCAGGCGCCGUGAGCCUCGUCGAGGAGAUGCUGACUGCAUAUGCAGAGGACAAGGGACCACGACCAGACGUAUCGACAUCAAGCAUCGUCAUUGGCGGUCUCCUCGACAACGACGAUGUUGCCGGCGCUGCAGCUUGGUUUGACCGCAUCUCUUCGCCGCGCCUGUCGGGGUCUUCCGAUCCCGCGUGGGCUGGGGAGUCAGCGAUGCCGCUGCCGAAGCUGUCGACGUCGACGCGCCUCUUUCUCGAGUUUGUCGAGACGCUCGAAAGCGCCAAUCUAAGUGCGCUUGCUACAAAGGACGCCCUCGAUUUUCUUCCGGCCCUCCAGGCGGCGAACAGGGCUUUGCAGGUGUGCUAUGAUGGACUCAUGGAGAUCGAUGACGCAAGCUACAAGGUGUCCUUUCGCUCCUUUAACAGCCUCAUCCAGCUCAACAUGGAAAUGGCCACGAGACUGAACGAAGGCGAGCCGUCGUCGCCCGCAGCAUCGGUGGAUCUCAUCGAUUCUUCACUGAGCCACCUCAAGGCGCAAUACGAGCUCAUGGGCGACCAUGCACACGGCGGCAAGCACAGGGACCGUAGUGUGCUCGAUGGAGCCACAUUCUGGGGCCCGGCCCACAACGUGAAGGCGAUCACCAGUCUUGUCAGCCACCUCGUCAAGACUGGGCGAGUCCAGGACGGAGCGGCUGCAUUCACCUACGCCCUCUUUGCCAUGCCGACGAUGCCCGAGAAUGCUCGUGCUAUCAAAGACACGCAUCCGAUGGAUUCGUGGAAGGGCGUCCUCAGGGACAUCAACGGAAACAUCAAGUACAUCCUCUGUGGCAACAGCAACCUGCACUUUGUUGAACCCAUCCGGGACCUCUCUCUGCCCGCCGAGCCAGUUGAGCACCUUGCGGCUGGUGCAGAGGUGAUGUACGAUGCCGUGCUCCAGUUCGACCUUGCGGCCCACGAGUGGGCAUGCCAACGCAUCGUACAGCUCUACGCCGCUGCACGCGCUGACGGGGAGGUCAGCCUGUCUGCCAAGGGAUGGAGCAACGUCGUCGCUGCCUUUGUCAAGGCUGAGGAGCUCAGCCCGAUGGCCGAUGUCCAACGAAUGCGGAGCCAAUUUGGUCCCAUGUUUGACGACAUUGGCCGGCUCGACGAUGAGACCAGGUCGCAGGUUGCUCUGCAAAAUGUUUUCAGCAUCUUGGCCAAGCGCUACGGGCUUGACGAGGCCACCAGCCUCGUUGCACGCGCGGACGCAGAGGCAGCCGCGUCGAUGCGCGAGUCUUCUGACGACGCCUCGAGCAGCAGCAUCGACAGCAUGGCGCCGACGUCUGCGACGGAGCCAUCGACUCCCAUGACCACCGAAAGCAUGCUGCGAGGAUACGAUGCGCCAGAGGGCCUGCCGUCCGACAAGUUCUCGGCAGUCCAAUCCGUGGACUCGACCCUGGACGAGCAUAUGCUCCGCAUCAUGAGCGACGGCUUCCCCAAGGGCCAGCGCAUCAACCAACAGCUCGUCACCGCGGCAGCCUACGAAGCCUAUGGCGUCAUGCAGAGGUCCAUCGAGGAGACGGGCACCUACCCCACGCCAUUUGCCAUUGUCCGGCUCCUCGACGUCUUUGGACGCGCCGGCGAGCUCGCGAAGAUCCACGAGGUCUACGUGGUCGGCUGUCACAUUGUCAGUGCACUGGGCAGCGACCUGGCGUGGCAGCAGCAAGCGUGGUACGAUGUCGAGAAUGCCAUGGUCGCCGCUCUGGCUCACGGAGGCGACACAAAGGCAGCGAGUGCACACCGCCACAAGGUCAUCCAGGCCGGCAUGGUGCCCAGCGCCGACUCCUAUGCUGCCCUCAUUGCCACGGUGCGCGACACGACCGACGAUGCCCUCGUCGCUGAGGAGCUCUUUGACGAGUCGCAGCGCCUCGGCGUCCAGGCCAACACCUACCUGUACAACACGGUCAUCUCGCAGCUGAGUCGAGCGAGAAAGGCAGAGCGCGCCCUCCAGCUCUUUGACGAGGUCCUGGCCGCCCAGGCAACGGGCGAUCGACGGUGCAAAGCGACGAGCAUCACCUACGGUGCCGUCAUCAAUGCAUGCACGAGGACCGGCGACGAGAUCAAUGCCGAGCGGCUGUUUGAAGUCAUGGAAGCCAGCCGAGGCUUCACCUUCCAGGCUCCCCCGUACAACACCAUGAUCCAGUUCUACACGCAGACAAAGCCAGACCGGGAAAAGGCACUCAAGUACUACCAGAAGAUGCUGGCCAAGCAGAUCAAGCCCACGGCCCACACCUACAAGCUCCUCCUCGACGUGCACGGCUGUUUGGAGCCGGUCCAGGCCGAGGCGCUCGACAACGUCUUUGGCCGCCUCGUUGCCGAUGCAAAGGUGCCCGUUCAGGGCACCCACUGGGCCUCGCUCAUCAAUGCCUACGGCUGCCACCUCCACGACAUGGACAAGGCCGUGUCGAUCUUUGAGGGCAUCCCGCGCCACUUUACGACGCCCAAGCCUCAGAAUGGCGCGUCGCCAAAGGUGGACAGCGUCGCCUUUGAGGCGCUUCUCAACGUCUUUCUUGCUCAUCAUCGCGUGGACCUCAUGUGGGAGUACGCGGCCAAGCUGUCGACGAUGGGCCUUCACCCCACUGCGUACGUGGCCAAUCUACUCAUCAGGGGUCUGUCGUCGCAGCAGGGAAAUCACGACGAGGGCAUCCAGCGUGCCAGGGCCAUCUUCCAGCAGAUGAGGGACCCGCCCAUGGGCGUCGCCGCCGCGGGCAACCACCCGCCAAACCACCGGCAGCACGCCAAUGCCCCGCGCCACCCUGAGCCUGAAUCGAUGGCAGUAGAGAUGGAGCCGCAGCAAGAGCCGAUCGAGACGGGAGAGCACGAUGCGCACCUUGCCUUUUUCAGGGGCGUCCUCCGCGAACCAAGCACGUUCGAGGCCAUGAUCCGAGGAGAGAUGGCUUGCGGCGAGACGCAGCGGGCCAUGGACCUCGUCCAGCGCAUGGAGUCGAGGGCCUACCCUCCGGCGCUCGUGGCCAAGGCUAGGGCCCUCGUUGCGGGCGACGUCAAGCAAACCUACGUCUAAUAAAGAAGAGCGACAAGGCAGAAGGGACUUUGAAGGAAGUGAGGCAACGGGACAAUCAGUGAUGCGUGUCCCGACCGACGGAGGGGCGGCGAGAGGAAAGUUCGUCAGGACGACGGGAAGACGACGUCGUCAAAAGACAACAAAAGCGAACGAGCGAAACAAAAGCAAAAUUUUACAGUCAGUCAACCAACCAACCAACCAACCACCACUCUUGUGUCCAUGUUUUUGUACAGAGGUCCCCUGUGUAACAUUAGAGAUGUGCCUUCUCGGAAUGAUCUUUCUUCCUACAACUUU
Molecule: messenger RNA, 5251 nt
Organism: Acaromyces ingoldii
Lineage: Eukaryota; Fungi; Basidiomycota; Exobasidiomycetes; Exobasidiales; Cryptobasidiaceae
Exons: 2
Coding region: 440-4957 (1505 amino acids)
Molecular function (GO): protein binding
Source: RefSeq, a predicted model, not a curated record